AGGAAGUGUAGCUAAUUUUGUUCUGACUUUUUGAAAAUGUGUUUCCUCUACUGUUAACCACGUUGUUGUAGACUCUCCUGGAUCCAUACAUCUGAGUAGAAAAGUCAGCUGGAACAUGGAGCCUUCCUCUUCUGCAGCAGAAACAUGCAACCCAAAGAAAAGAAAGACCGAAGCCUCCACAGAACACAACAGCAUGAAAAGAUCAAAGACAGAGGAGGGAUGUGAUGAAGAGCUGCUGAACAGACCCUCUGGUUCACCCAGACUCUCUGUGCAGCUCGAUCGCUUGCAGCAGCCCGUGUCUUUGCUAGAGCUGACUGAGCUGCUGCAUUUUGCUGCUCUGGGGACAGCAGGAGGCCUCAAACAGCCCAGCUGGUGCCAUCUUCACCAUCAGAAGAAGGUCAAAGGUGUGAAUGUUGUGAUUUUAGAAGGUCUCAGUCAGAGUCACUUCUACAAGAACUACCUCACCAUGGAGCACCUCAGGACCAACUACACUACUAGGGUCACCUUCACUCCAUCACCCAUCAGCGUAGCUUCUGGAAUCUUUAGCAGUGACGUUCCUAAACUGGACCGUCCACCUGUUCCCAAGUCAGAUGACAAACUGCAUAAAGCUGUGAAACAUCACCCCAUUAUCAAAAAAUACGGGACACAGAAGAGGGGAGUAACUGCGUAUGUUCUCACCCAGGAAGAGAUGAUUAAGAACCACUUUCCUGUCAGAGGAAUUCGAGGAUUUGAGGACUUUAGUUGUACAAAGAACAAUGUCCGUGUAACUGAUGACAGCCCGCUCUACGGGCUUGACUGUGAAAUGUGCCUAACAGAGAAGGGACACGAGUUGACUCGUGUUUCUCUGGUGGAUAGUGAUGGUAACUGUGUGCUAGAUGAACUGGUGAAACCCCAAAGUCGUGUCCUGAACUACCUCACCAAGUUCUCAGGUAUCACUGCAGCUAUGCUGCAGCCAAUCACAACCACCCUGCGGGUUGUUCAAGCAAAGCUCAGGAUGUUGUUGCCUGGCGAUGCAGUUCUGGUGGGCCAUUCGCUUAACAACGACCUCAUAGCUUUGAAACUCAUCCAUCAGCACGUAAUCGAUACGUCGCUGCUCUACAAGAAAGAAUUGGGGCAAAAGUUUAAGCUCAAGGUUUUGGCCGAGAUGGUGCUGAAGAGGCAGAUCCAGACUGAUGAGAAUAACGGACACAAUCCCACUGAGGAUGCUGCGGCUGCUCUGGAGCUGGCCCAAUACUUUAUCAAAACAGGACCUCAUCAGGUUGUGGAGCUUCAUCUAGAGGAGCUGUGGGGAUACAAACCUAAGGAGGAGUCUUCUGAGUGCUCCCCAGCACCAAGUCACAGGUUUACAGACAUACUGCGAUCCAUCGGCCGUUCUGUGACCUAUUUAGGAAAGCGUGCCGAUGUUGCUUUGGAUCUGUCCAAUCAGCAGUGGUACAGCACUGACAAGGAGGUGCUGUCAUCUUUCCGGAGACAGACUAAGAACCUGUUCCUGUCCAUCGUCCAGUUUUCCUCCUUCUCAGACCAUCUGAGAAGACACUCCGCUCAUCAGGAGCAGCUGCACCAGAGCGUGUGUUCAGACCUUCGGGACAUGUGUGUUGUGUUCGCCGGGCCGUUCCCUCCGGACUUCUCUGAUAGAGAAGUGAGGCGGCUGUUUCGUUGCUGUGGUCGAGUGCGAAAUAUUCGAAUGUUGAACACAAGCGUCCGGAUUCAUGCAGAGGUUGCGUUUGAGAUGCUGGAAGGAGCUUUGCUAGCUUUAAAGGUUCUGGACGGACUCAGAGUUCUGGGCCAGCCCAUUAAGGUGCAGAGGCCUGUGAAAGAAUCAAUGCUAGAUCUGGAUUUGUACCUUGAUACUUUAUUGGUCGAUUCACUUAACUCCAAACACCUUUACGCUGUGAAACCGAGUCAGCAGAUGGCUCAGAAUGUAAACAUUUCCCAAAAAGUCAAUCAGUACGUAGUAGAAUCAAAAGGUCUAAGUGCCACAUCUAGAAAGCUGACGAACGGGCUACCGCCUGCUAAAAAGAAAUGUAAACAGUCACACCUCACCACACUAAAGCUGUCCGAGGAGACCGUCAGAGAGGCAUUUGACCACUUUGGUACCGUGGAGAGCAUAGUCCUGCCUUCCAAAUGUUCAAAACAUGUGUGUAUAGAGUUCGAAAGUUCAGAGGGUAAACUUGCAGCCCUCAGCUCUUCUGAGGAUCUGCUAAGUGACAGAUUUCUAAUUCACCCAUCUGUUACGCCGCCCCACUUACCCUCAUGGGUUGCCAUGACGACAGCAGAAACUAAAUCAAAUGAAGAAACAAAUGAGGGGAAAGAAUCGGCCCACAUGGACAGCAGUUCUCAGGAUCAGGCAGGGAAUCGUGUGAUGAAGAAACUGGACGUCAGGCUGAGAAAAGUCUUCAAAUCCCUCCCAGAAGGCAGCUUGUCUGUGGUGGUGCUGCCCGGACAAACCAGCGAAAAUGGGCAUUAUCCUGGUUUGUGUCUAUUUCAAGUCAAAGUGUCUAGAGAAAAUGUAAAAUAAAAUACAACAUCUGGA
Molecule: messenger RNA, 2533 nt
Organism: Nothobranchius furzeri (turquoise killifish)
Lineage: Eukaryota; Metazoa; Chordata; Actinopteri; Cyprinodontiformes; Nothobranchiidae
Gene: rexo5
Product: RNA exonuclease 5
Cellular component (GO): nucleus
Molecular function (GO): exonuclease activity; RNA binding
Source: RefSeq, a predicted model, not a curated record